ACAGUUCCUACUCCACCCCCCACAACAACGCCUUUUCCGACAACACCUUUACCAACUACGCCAGAUCCUUGCCAAAGGAUGGGCUGCAGAGCCCCAUACAAUAUCGGCUGCCGUGUUGUAGACAAUAAGGCGGAGUGUUUGUGUCCAACAUGUGAGAAUACCCGUCGUCGACCUGUUUGUGCAACAGAUGGUGUCCAGGACUUAAACGAGUGUCAUCUAAGACGCCAAGCCUGCGAGGGAGAUAUUAAGACCAUCGCUGUCGCCAAGGAGGAGCCUUGUGAUAAAGAGUGUAGCGCCGUUGUAGACAUUGCAUUUGUAAUUGACUCAUCUGGAAGUAUCGGACGCAAGAACUGGCAGAAAAUGAAGCGAUUCCUCAAGGCGUUUGCCAGUAGACUCGAUGUUAGUCGCUCUGCUACCCACAUAGCAGCUGUAGCAUAGAGUAACAAUGCUGAAGUGGUAACAAGAUUUAAUGACAUCCAGAGUACGGAAGAGGUAAAUAGAAAGUUUGAUGGGAUGCGUUGGCAACGAGGCUUCACGUACACGGACAAAGCUCUCCUCCUUGUUGACCGAGAUCUGUUACAGACAGCAAACGGGAUGAGAUCUAGUGCACCUAAGUUGGCGGUUGUGAUCACAGACGGUAAACAAACCACGUCAAAGCCUUACACUAAGCUUUCAGUGGCCUCUCAAGGAAUGAAAAACAAAGGUGUCACUGUGUAUGCUCUUGGAGUUGGCAAUGGAGCUGACCGUGCGGAGCUUUUGGAGAUUUCGUCUGGGCCACAGUACGUUUUUACCUCUUCAUCAUUUGAAGGACUUGAAAAUCUCGGCCCACUGCUGACAAGAGAAUUUUGUAAAGAUAGGGUAACUACCACAGUUUCAACUCAAUCCCUGACAACAACGCCUUCACCAGCAACCCCAGAUCGCACAGAUCCUUGCGAAUCGUCGGGCUGCAGAGCUCCAUACAACAUCGGCUGUCGUGUAGUAGAGAAUCAAGCGGAAUGUAUUUGUCCACUCUGUCCCGAUGUUCUAAAGCCUGUUUGUUCAAAUGAUGGUGUACAGGAUAGGAGCUUGUGCAAUAUAAGACGGCAAUCUUGUUUGGGAAAUAAAGUAGCUUAUUCGAUAAAAACAGGACCAUGUGACAAGGAUUGUCACCCGGUCUUGGACAUCGCUUUUAUCGUCGACUCAUCCGGAAGUAUUGGCAAGACAAACUGGGAAAGAACAAAAAGGUUCCUGAAAGCUUUGGUUAGCAAAUUAGACGUUAGUCCUGGGCGUACACACGUGGCAGCUGUAGCUUACAGUACUGACCCUUUUGUGAUUAUGAGAUUCAACGACGUACAGGAUACAGACGGGGUGAAUCGAGUGUUGGAUGGAAUGCGUUGGCAGCGCGGCUUAACCUUUACAGACAAAGCUCUCCAACUCGCAGAUAGAGAUAUCCUACAAACCUCAAACGGCAUGAGGCCAAAUAUAGCGAAGAUUGUCAUUCUUAUCACUGAUGGGAAGCAGACGAAAGAUGGACAAUCCCUCAGCCUCCUGGAAGCCUCGGAGGGCAUCAAGAAAAAAGGGGUCACCAUGUACGCUAUCGGUGUCGGUAACGGAGUAGACAGAAAUGAAUUGGAGGAAAUUGCAUCCAGUCCUGACAAGGUUUUAACGUCCUCUUCCUUCCGAGAACUUGCAGCAAUUGCACCACAGAUGCGAAAAGCGAUCUGCCAAAGUCCCAAGGCCACGCAUUUAGCCGACAUUAUUUUCUUAAUGGAUGCAUCCAGGGAAACUACCUCUACAUAUGCUACAGAGAAAGAUCUCAUCAAGUCUUUCGCCAGGUACUUAAACAUCGAUCCACAAGGAACUCGAGCAGCACUUAUUGCAUUCAGUGGCAGACCUUCGGUAAUCUCCGACUUCGAAAGCUUCAGAUCACUACCCGAAUUUGAAUCAAAGGUUGACAAAGUUCGUCAUUUUGGGGGAAGCCGCAGUGUUAGCGAUGCUUUAAGAGGAGCGGCAGGGAUGUUUCCAAAGUCUCCCUCUUCGGUCUCCAAAAUAAUCUUCCUUGUCACUUCUGGGAAACCACUGUUACCGCAGGACAAGAAGUCAGCUGGUAACGUCGUUGAUGAGCUAAGCGACAUAGGAGUGAGGACGUAUCUUGCCCUGGUUGGCCCCUCUCCUAAUAUUCAAGAGUAUAGAUUCUUAGUGGACGAUACAAAAAGUGUAUUUACCGUAGAAUCUAGCAGUGAUGUUCCGAAGCAGAUCAAUCAAGUUGGAAGUUACAUUUUGACUGAAACGGUUACACCCAAGAAGCUGAAUCUCACCACGUAUGUUUUGUUUGUUCUUGACUCGUCCGAAGCGGUAUCUCCGGCUAACUUCAAGAAUCAAAAGGAAUUUGUAAAAUCCAUAAUGAGCCAACUAAACUUGUAUCCACGCGACAGCGACUCCCGAGUCGGGCUUAUAGUUUACAGCUACAACGCAAGAGUACUUUUGAAUCUAGAUAAUCGGGAAAGCAAGUCCUCUCUGGAAAGAAUAGUGGAUAAUCUGCCACACUUGAAAGGAGGCAGAAGAAUUGAUAGAGCUUUAAAGGCGGCGACCGACGUCCUGAAAGACGUUGGCACUGAUAAACCGAAGUUUGUCAUCUUGGUGGCUGCAGGCCAGCAAGAACCAGAUGCUUUGUCAUUCGCGGCUGCUGUCAAACCUCUGCACCAGACUGGAACGAAAACGCAUGUCUUGGCAGUUGGGGAUGACGUGGAUCCCAGUUACUUCAAGGGAGAGGAUAAAGUUAAGUCAAGUGUUAUUUCAGUUCCUUCUUUCACGGAUCUCCCUCAAAAGACAGCAAUGCUCACAGAGGACCUUUUGAAAGAAUACGUUGCUCCCACACCCUCAAAGACAACGCCCGAGCAACCUAAAGAUCCCGCUGGGAAAACAACAACUUCUCUACCGUCUUCAGUUGUUUCCACAACCUUAACUCCAAUCCAAACAACGCCCAGACCAACAGAUGGAGAUUCCCCUCCAAUGGACGUCGUCUUUCUUUUAGACACAUCUAACCGUGUCACCCAAAGCGACCUUGCAAAACAAAAGGAAUUUGUAAAACUCAUGGCUCAACGCUUCGAUGUUUCUCCAACUGCUUCCCAUGCUGCAGUACUCAGUUACGGCGACAGAACUAUUUUGAUUGGUGGAUUAUACGACUAUGUAAGGGGGAAACGGUUUGAGGACAACGUAGACUCUGUAACUCUCAUUGGAGGAAAGAGAAACAUCCAGGAAGCUCUGAGACAAGCUACGAACCACCUCGCUUCAUUUGGACGCGAAAACGUCUCCCACGUUGUCUUUUUGAUAACAUACGGACGGCAGUCUCCGGAACUUGGUUCUCAACGAUUGCAAGAGAUGGUGCAGAACGUCAGGGACACUAAUGCAAUCCUUUAUGUCGUCGGGAUAGGGAUCGACGCCGACGAUCCGCAGUUAGGACUUAUUGUGGAGAGACCAACUGACCUUUUCGAGAUUCCUAGGUCUGGUGACUUGAAACUUAACGUGCCAUCAAUAGUUUAUUAUUCAAUUUCUAGAGCUGAAUCCAAGGUGCCAGAAGAUUACGAAGCUGAGAUCAUCUAUGUUGUAGACUCUUCUUCUAUGGUGGGUCCAGUUAACUAUCGGAACGGGAAAGAUUUCAUCAAGGGUCUGGCGCGAGCGCUUAAUCACAGUCCCAACUAUACACAGUCAGCCGUCAUCAUAUAUGAUACCUUUCCUCACUUUGCCAUCCGUAUGGGAACGUACCCAGAAAUUGGUCCCUUUUCAGAUGCUGUCGACAAGCUUCAGUACCGUGGCGGACAAAGUGGCGGACUAGAUUUAGCUUUGCAAUUUGCACAAAGAGGUUUUUCCCAAGAUCGCUCCGAUGUGCCGAAAAUUAUUGUAUUGAUUACUUCAAGGGAUUCGCCAAACACGGCAACCAUCGAUUCUCUGGCCGCAACCCUACGUCGAGAGGAUAUAAAUGUAACUGUCCUGGGUAUGGGACCUGAGUCAAACUUUCCAAAUGUUCGCCGCUUGGUUGUUCGACCAGACGACUUUCUGACACCGAAAGGAUUUGAUUAUUUGCCAAGCUAUGUUCCAACGGUUGCAACCACAAUUCUAUCAGGGUCGCCAAAUCUUCCAACAGACGGAGGCUGGGGCCCAUGGGAUGAAUGGGGCAAAUGUAGCAAGACUUGUGGGACCGGACGACAGACCAGAGAACGCAGAUGCGACAGUCCUAGGCCACAAAAUGGAGGGGAGCAAUGUCAAGGACCCAGUCAGCAGUUACGGAAUUGCAAAAUCAUGGAUUGUCCCGUGAAUGGAGGAUGGGGCCCUUGGACUGAAUGGAGCAGAUGCACAAAGACCUGUGGGACAGGUUUACAGACCCAAGAACGCAGAUGCGACAGUCCAAGACCACAAAAUGGAGGGAGGCAAUGUCGAGGUCCUAGUCAGCAGUCACGGGAGUGCAAAAUCAGGGAUUGUCCCGUAGUGCAUGGAGGCUGGGGCCCUUGGAGUGAAUGGAGCAGAUGCACCAAGACCUGUGGAACAGGAUUACAGACCCAAGAACGCAGAUGCGACAGUCCCAGGCCGACAAGUGGUGGCAGGCAAUGUACAGGACCUAGUCAGCAGUCCCGCGUUUGCAGCAUGAGGAGCUGUGAGGCUCAAGUCUGCACCGCCAGCGUGGAUAUCAUCUAUCUCAUGGACUCCUCAGGAAGCACCAACGACUUCGAGAAACAGAAAGAUUUUGUUCGAGAUCUGGCGCGAAUUUUCAGCCUCGAAUCCAGUCGUGCUGCUGUUGUCUCCUACGACGACAAAGCGACCGCACGUGUCAACUUUGAUGACUUCGAUAGCACCUUUGAAUUUGCAAAUGCUAUCGACCGCAUUAGUCAGACAAAAACACAAGGGGGAUCUCGGAUCGAUCUUGCGCUGGAGAAAACAUCGGAUAUGUUUGAAUCUGCGCGGACAAAUGUCCCAAAAGUGUUGAUCGUCCUAACAAAUGGCACUCAAUGGCACUCGAUGGUACUCGACCAACCAGUUCAACUCCUUCGUGAUCAAAAUGUGCGGAUCUUUGCAGUAGGCAUUGGGUCCAAUGUUGAUAUUAAUAAGCUGAAAUCAUUUGUGGAAAGCGAUGCAGAUGCUUUUCUGGUGGAUUUAUUCGUAGAUCUUCUUCGCAAGUCGCAGACAUUUGCUGAAAACACUUGCAGUCAAAUCAGUAAUUCUACCAAAUGUGUCCAAGGAGUAGACAUUGCUUUCCUCAUGGACUCAUCAGAGAGCAUUACGGACGAAGAUUUUGAGAGAGAAAAGAUAGCCGUGAAAGAGAUUGCUGGCCGAUUCUUAAGUGCUUCCCCAGACAGCCGCGCUGGUGUCAUUAUGUACAGUGGUCGGCCUGAACUAAUGGUAGACUUUGGCAGUCAAAAUUCAAUCAGCGAAUUCGAGUCUGCCGUGGACGACCUGACACACAAGCGAAGUAUGACAAGAAUAGACAGUGCCCUCCGCUUUGCAGCGGAAAGAUUAUUUUCAAAUCCACGCCGCUCUGCGAGUUCCGUUGCUGUGGUGAUGACUGACGGGAUACAGACGCCGGGACCUGGAGUCGAGCCGUUAAGAACAGCUGUGCUACCUCUUCGGGAGAAGGGAGUUCGCGUUCUUGCGGUCGGCGUGGGACCGAGGGUGGACCGAAGUGAAUUAAAAGACUUGGUAACGAGUGCAAACGAUGUGUUCCAAAUGAGUUCUUUCCAGGAACUGCUAAACAAAUCUGAGGAGCUACUUGAAGUUGUCUGCCCUGACGUUCCAGGACCUCUUAAUACAACACUGAUUACUACAACGGCGGCGCCAGUGGCCAUUACCAUGACUACUUCAAACAUCACCGAACCCAUUCGGUGUGAGGAACUCUUAGAUGUCGUGUUCGUAAUGGAUUCGUCACGAAGUAUCGACGCGCCGCAGUAUAAACAGGAAAAAGAUUUCGUGAAGAGGCUCGCCAAUAUUUUUAAAGUUGGAGCAGGAAGCCGAGCAGCAGUGAUCAUUUACAGCGAUGAGACUCAACUAAAAAUCACAUUUGAUCAGAAUUCCGACUUGAGUAGUUUCUUAUCGGCCGUGGAGUCUUUACCGUACCUGCAGAGAAGGACCAGAAUUGACAAGGCACUGACAAUGACUGCACAAGUAGUGAGACAGGCCAGACCUGGCUUCCCGAAAGUUGUGAUUGUUAUGACAGAUGGCCGUCAGACACGUGACCCAGAUGCACUUGACCUCAAUAUUGCGGCAAAACCAAUUCACGAUCAAGGAGUACGCGUUCUCGUGGUUGGAAUUGGCCCAGAGGUGUCCGAUAAUGAGCUUCAAUUGAUUGUCAACGAUCCUUCAUAUGUUUUUAAAGUCGGGUCAUUUGAAAAUUUGACGAAAGCCACACAAGACGUCGCUGCCACCGCCUGCAUCAAUCCUACUACCACACCAACACCAACACCGGCGCCGAAGCCAGGGAUCUGCCCAGUCUUCCCGUUCAGAAUCAGGUGCGCGGUCACAAUCAGCUCAUGCCUCGCAGAUAGUGAAUGUCCUGGAAGUUUAAAGUGCUGCUAUGACAAUUGCCACUCUAUCUGCACUCGACCAGUUUAUGAAACAACAACCUCUCCCUUCUCUGGUUAUUGUCCGGCUCCGACAGAUCCACCUGGUGGUGUUUGUUCAGCUGGUCGAAGCUCCUGCUCAGAAGAUAAGGAUUGUUCCCCGGGAUACAAAUGCUGUUUUGAUGACUGUGGGUUUUCAUGUCAACCAGCUGUCGGUGGACCCACCACAAUUCCUCCGCCUCCACCAUGUUCAGAAUCAUUCGAUCUGGUAUUCGCUAUGGAUUCCUCCGGCUCCAUAGGAGAAACAAACUACCAAAAAGAAAGAGACUUCAUCAAGGGAUUAGCAAACAAGUUGGUGGUCGGUCCGAGGAACGUUCAUCUUGGUCUCAUGGUAUUCAGUGAUUUGCCAAGUGUGUGGGUCAGCUUUGGCACGCUUAGGAGCACGGACUACCGUUCAUUUUCCAAAGCGGUAGACGGCGCACCAUAUCUUCGUGGACGUACACGUAUAGACACCGCGCUUACGAUAGCUGGUAGGGACGUAUUUCCAGAAGGGCGCCAAAACCAGGAGCCUCAGGUGUUGAUAUUGAUAACUGAUGGUCGUCAAUCUAACGAUCCUGGGUCAGAAACUUUGGAGAAAGCUGUGCAACCUUUACGCGAUCAGGGCAUUAAGAUCAUCAUUGUUGGAAUUGGAGGCGAUGUCGAUAAAGUGGAAUUGAGAUCCCUCGUGGAGAACCCAAAUGAUGAUUUGUUCCUUGUUGGGUCAUUCCUGGACUUGGAACCCUUGUUAAGAAACAAGAAGCUAACUGAUGCCAUCUGUUUAAACACAAAAAAAUACUUUUUCAUGACUAGUGCCUCAAAUAUUUCCAUUAGAGCCCUAUUUGGAGAAGAAGAAGAAUUUCUGACGUCCAUCUCCUUCAGGAGUAUCACAGUGAUGAAGACAUCAUCCGUCGUUGUGGGAACGUUGCUGUUGAUUUUUAUCAAGAUCAGGAUCACACAAGGGCAACAGCGUAUAAGAGAAGGAAGAUGCCCAUCAAUUAGGAGGCGAACUGACUGCCCGGCCUUCGUAUGGGACGAGUGCACCUGCGACUCUGAUUGCUCUGGAAAGCAAAAGUGCUGUCUUGAUGGAUGCAAGUAUGCAUGCCUUGAUCCAGACAAAGGAACACCUUCUGUCAGAAACAAAGCCGACGUUGUGUUCAUAAUGGACUCGUCAGGAAGCAUCGGAGCCGAUGACUACAACCGCGAAAAACAGUUUGUCAAAGAUCUCACUAAUGUGUUUCAAGUGUCGCCAACUGAGGCCAGAAUCAGCACGAUCAUAUAUAGCGACGACCCAAAACUCAUCUUCGAUUUUGACGCAUUCAACGAUUCGCAAAGUAUUAACACUGCUAUAGACCGCCUGGAGUUUUUGGGAAAAAGAACGCGGAUCGAUAAAGCACUGGCAAUGGCCCUAAGGGUGUUCUCCAAAUCUCGUCCAGCCGUGCCCAGAAUCGCUUUUGUCCUCACCGACGGAAAGCAGACCGACGAUUAUGACGCGAAACCGCUGGAUGUAGCCGUCCGACCGCUUCAUGACUUAGGCGUUCACGUUUACGUCAUAGGGAUUGGCACUCACGUCGACCGUAGAGAACUCAGGCUCCUAGCGAGGAGACAAGAAGACGUAUUUACUGUAGCUUCUUUUGAACUACUGCUCAAACAGACUUAUCGUAUUGUAAAUCGAAUAGACACCUAUGAUGCAAUUCCACCCUUGGAGAUCACAGCCGAUAUGAUAUUCCUGGUAGAUUCGUCUUCAGGUAUACCUAGAGCAACGUAUGGGGACCAACUGAAGUUUUUGCAAACAAUUGUCAACCAAUUUAGGAUAUCACCUCGUUACGUUCGAGCAAGUGUCAUCCCAUAUGGAAACACGGCACGGCUGUCCAUACCAUUUGGGAGGCAAACAACUAACGCGGCAAUGAAUCAGUCAAUCGAUUCACUUCCUUACGUUGGAGGCCAAAAACGAAUAGAUAGAGCACUGUGGCUGGCUAACCAAACGUUUUUGCAGGCUAGACCCCUUGUCCCCAAGAUUCUGCUCAUUCUCGCCCAUGGUGGACAAAUGGCAGAUGUUGGCACCAACCUAAGGCUCCCUGUCAAGGCUCUUCGUGACCAAGGCGUCAGCAUCUUCACAAUCGCUAUUGGCGAUCGAGUAGAUUUUUCAACGUUAAGAUACAUUGUUGAAAAUGAUAAUCUCAUCGUUGACAAGUCUUACAAAAGCUUGGAGCCGUACCUUCCACCUGCAGCUAGUUACAUUAGAGUGAAAUCAGACUUCUCGACUCCGCUGAGUAAAGAUGCUGCUGUUGUCUUCCUUAUGGACUCUUCUGAAGAAGUAGAAUCGAAUGAUUUCAAGCGACAGAGAGAGUUUGUGAUUUCCUUGGCAAAGGCCUUCAAAGUUUCUGAAAGGGGGGUACGCGCAAGUGUGGUAACCUACGGCAACUUCAGUCGUCCAACUGUGCAAUUUAAGGACUCUACAGAUGUCAACAAUUUUAUAAAUGCAAUGAUCAGAACCAGUCAAAUAAAAGGAAAACGAUUGAUGGACAAGGCCUUGUUGAUGGCAGUCCGCAUGUUUAAAAAUCAUAACGAGGUGGCACCCAGGGCGGUGAUACUAUUUACUUCAGGCCCUCAUUCGGGUACACUUGACCAGUUGAAAAGCGCCAGCAAAAGGGUUAAAAUGAUAGGUGCGCGAAUAUACGUUGUUGCCAUUGGUUCCUCAGUGGACGAUAGCCAAAUCGGGGGACUGGUGAACAGUUCUGGUGACAUCAGAGAGUUACCUUCGUUCAUGGAUUUACAAUCUGAAAUUCAUUUUGUUGGGAGACACGUGAGCCUUUUACAAGUUUCAGGACCCAGUUUUAUAGCAGAUGUUGUUUUCCUUGUUGAUGCGUCCUCUAGUGUGGGUGUCGUAAACUUCCGCAGGCAAAAGGAAUUUGUUAAAGCGGUAGCCCAGGCUUUGAACUUCGGAGAACGAGCCACGAGGGCCAGUUUAGUGGUAUACAGUGGCACAACGACGCGGGUUACGAACUUCGACAGUCACAAGACACUGGGACAGUUCAAAAACGCAGUAGACAUGGCGCAGUAUUUGCGCGGUGGACGGCGAGUCGAUAGGGCACUGACAGAUGCAGCUCGGCUGCUUUCCAGGGCACGACCAGCCAUUCCUAAGGUAACGGUACUAAUUACCGCCGGGAGGCGAGAUUCAGGCACACCCCUUAGAGAAGUAAGUAGACAACUGGAACGUUACGGGGUGAGGUCAUUCGUGGUUACCAUUGGUGUUUUGCCAGACUUAAAAGACUAUUUGGUUCUUAGCAAGGAACCAGACAUCUUCGAAAUACAGUCAUUCGUCGAUCUUCCCGGAAUACAGAAGUCAUUUUCGCAACAUAUAAUUUCUUCUUUUGAUGUAGCGGAGCCAACUCCUACACCAAUUCUGAAUGUCAUAGCAGAUGUAAUUUUCAUUAUGGAUUCCUCUUCUUCUGUGUCUUCACAAAACUAUAGAAAAGAGAAAGAUUUUGUCAAGUAUCUGGCAACGUACCUUAAUGUUUCGCCAAACAACUCGCGCGCAGCCCUCAUAACUUACGGCAAUGCAGCGUCUGAGGUAGUCGACUUUGACAUCAAACGACCGCGAGCAGACUUUGAAAGCGCAGUGGAAAAAGCGCCUUUUGUCGGACGCAACAGACGAAUAGACCAAGCUCUUGACAAAGCAUCCCAGAUGAUGGCCAACGCCAGGCCAGAGGUUAGGAAGAUAGUUGUAUUGUUGACCUCCGGAAAGCAAGUUCAGGAGUCUGGCAGCAAAACACCCGGUGAAGCAGCAAUUCCUCUUCUAGACAGAGGAGUUUACAAUUAUGUUGUGGCGAUAGGCCGGGAGCCCAACAUCUCUGAGCUACGGCCUGUGGUACAGCAGCCUGCACAAAUUUUCCGGAUGACGUCCUUUGACGACUUGGUGCCUCGGCAAGCGACGGUUGGACAGAUUAUCGUGGAAACGUCAACUGGAUCAGUUACAGACAUUAUUUCUGAUAUUGUCUUCAUCUUGGACUCAUCCAACGACGUCACACGGGAUGAAUACACUGACGAAAAAUCCUUCGUCAAGGAGUUUGCCAGAUACUUGAAUGUCGCGCGUGGAAAGUCGCGUGCUGCGGUCAUAACUUACGGUCAAAGAUCUAACGUCUUAUUCAAAUAUGACGGCUACGACUCGCUGAAAGUCUUCGACGACGUCAUCAACAAAGCAUCGUACGUGGGAGGGACUAAGAGAAUGGACCUCGCUUUAGACGAUGCAGGCCAUUUGUUAAGCGAAGCAAAGCGUUGUAUCCCUCGAUGGGUCAUUUUGUUAACAGCAGGAAGACAGCCUGAUGACCCGAGGGUAAAAUCUCUACUGGAUGCGUCAAAAGCCGUGAGAGACCUGAGUGACAAGGUUUAUGUCGUUGCUAUAGGCAAUAACCCAGAUCCAAAGGAACUUAGAGAUAUAGUUGAAGACCCCAAAGACAUAUUUGCAGCUAGCUCUUUCCAGAGUUUGAAGCCUAAAGCUAGAACAAUUGCCACAGCAGUUGUAGACAGAAAUGACGCUGAUCUCUGCGUGAUCAAGACGUUCCAAGCCACCGUAGUCUUCCUCGUGGACACGACAUCAUUGAUCGGAAGCUUGGAUUUCAGAAGCCAAAAGGAAUUUGUGAAAUCUGUGGCUAAAUCUCUUAACGUUUGUCAAGACAGCUCUCAAGCGGCGAUCAUCACAUAUGGCUCAUUUCCAUCGCAGCAGCGGUCCACCGAUAUUUACAAAGAUUUGUCCUCAUUUGAGCAAGCAGUGGAUAAGUCGCAAUACUUUGGUGGACGUCGAAGGUUACACCUAGCAAUCGACGUUGCAGAACAAUUAUUAAAAACAGUUGCACCUAGCUUUAAAAGGAUUGUUGUUAUUUUGACAGGGGGACAGCCUCUAAUACAGGAUGCCUCUUCGUUGAAGCAAUCCCUCAAGACACUACGUAAUGCUGGAAAUGAAGCGUUUGUCGUAGCCAUAGGUAAAAACUAUGAUAAGGAAGAAUUUCUCCCUGCUGUUCAUAGGCCGGAGGACAUUUUCAGCGUUUCUUCGUUUGAUAAUCUUGUGCCACGGGCCUGUUCAAUUUCGAAAGCGAUUGCUGAGAGAACAGAUCCACAUAUUCCACGUGACUUUAUGGCUGACGUACUCUUUAUAAUGGACUCCUCCGCCGAUGUUUCGCGUGCAGACUACGAGAAAGAAAAAGAUUUUGUCGAGUCCUUGGCAAGUUACUUGAGAUUAUCCACAGGUGGAACGCGAGCAGCAGUUCUGACCUACGGUUACACUACGACCCUUAUAGCUGAGUACGACAGUUAUGAAACACUACAAACUUUCAACCGUGCUGUGGAUAGCGCUUCUUAUAUUGGCGGGUCUGGACGUAUUGACUAUGCCCUGGACUACGCUUCCAGGCAGCUGAAAGACACCAGGCAAUUAGUUCCAAAAAUCGUGGUACUUCUUACAGCAGGUCGUCUGUCACCAGACCAGUCCCUGAGAUUGGCAGCCCAACCACUACAUGACCAUGGUUUUAAGGUGUACGUUGUCACCAUAGGAAACAAACCAGAUACAAUUCAGCUUCUACCGAUUGUGAAAAACGAGACUUUUCUUAUAUCAGUUCCCUCUUUCGACGAUCUCUCGCAAAGAGCGUUGCCUGUGGCUCAAACCCUCAGCAAACAUUCAGACUCAGAACUACCAGCUGACUUCCCAGGGGCGGAUGUACUUUUCAUGGUGGAUUCGUCAUCAGACAUUUCAAACAACAACUAUGAAAAACAGAAAGACCUUGUGAAAAAUUUGAUCAAAACUAUGGAUUCUUUUUCAUCCAAAUCUCGCAUAUCCUUUCUAACUUAUGGCAAUAGACCUCGGGUGUUGUACGGGCUUGAUAACAACAUGAAUAGCGAAGCACAGCUAAGAGAAAUAGACUCAGUACAACCAAUGAGAGGAGGAAGGAGAUUGGACCGCGCCCUUCAAGAAGCAGUUCGGAUCAUGCAAAAUUCUAGGCCGACUGUUCCUAAAAUCAUUCUUCUUGUUGCUGCCGGAAAACAGAUUGAGGAAACUGGAGUACGACCUCUUGAUUCGUACGGUAAAACCCUUCAAAGGCUCGGUGUAGAUGCUUUUGUGUUAGGAAUCGGUAAAGAUGUGGUACCACUAGAUCUAAAACAAAUUGUUCAAGACGCAAAGAAUGUAUUCCUCGUGCAAAUGUUCCAGAGUCUGACGUCGAUUGACCGGCAACUGGCGUAUCAAAUCGUCAAACGAACCAUCGAUGGCAUGAUUGAAACAGAUGUUGUAUUCGUCAUGGACUCGUCUUCUGAGGUGGCACAGAGCGACUACCAGUACGAAAAGGAAGCUGUCAAAACCAUGGCACGCUCCCUGAAAGUUCCUUCGGGUCAAUCUAGAGCUUCUGUCAUAACAUAUGGAUAUAUUCCAUCACGUGUGAUCAAGUUCGAUGGCUACAAGUCAUUUUCCUCUUUUGAAAACCUCGUCAACCGUGCCCAACGCAUUGGUGGGCGACGCCGAAUAGAUUUAGCUUUAGAAGAUGCUGGUAAACUGCUGUCAGAGGCAAGGCCUUCUGUCCGUCGAAAUGUCAUCUUGUUGACUUCUGGAAGGACACACCCUUCAUCAAGAGACUUGUACGUCUCAGCGAAACGUAUUUUCGAGAACAAUGCAGACUUACUUGUCAUUGCUGUAGGUAGAAGACCAAAUUUCAAUAAACUAACUGCGAUUGUAAAGGAGCCAAAAUAUGUCUACAAUGCAUCGUCAUUUUCCGACCUGCGCAGAAAAUCGGAUGAAAUAACGAAGAUCGUCUCUCAAAAGCCAGAAAAACCUGUAAUUUACAAUAACUUCGUCGCAGACAUCGUUUUCUCAAUGGACUCCUCCUUGACUGUUGAUCAAAAUGUUUAUGACAGACAGAAAAACUUCAUCAAAUCCAUGGUGGAAUCGCUCAACUUGUCCACUGAUAAAUCGCGAGUUGCUGUUGUCAGUUACGGAGACACUCCCGUAGAAGUUGUUCGAUUCUCGUCGCCGCAAGAUGAGGCUGCUAUCGCAACAAGAGUAGGCAAUGCACGAAGGGUAAAUGGUAGGAGGGAUAUUGCUAGGGCUUUGCAGUUUUCUGCCUCUCUUCUAGAAAACUCCAGACCCGACGUCUCCAAAGUGAUCAUCUUCCUAACUUCUGGGAGUGAGCUCUAUCUUACGUCACCAUCCCAGGCGCUCAGGGACUAUGGUACCGAUAGAUACGUGAUCGCUAUUGGAUCAAAUGUAGAUGAAGAAGAGUUAACUCCCAUCAUAGACGAACCACGUGACAUGUUUACCAUACGAACUCCACCGGAACUCACGUGGAAGACUGAUUACAUCGUUGAUGAAAUUGUCAAAAGAACAGUGGCCAAGAGAACCGUUUUACCUCUUGACUUUGACGCUGACGUUUUGUUUCUGGUUGAUUCAUCUUCCGACAUGGACCAAGAAAAUUACAACAAAGAGAAAAACUUUGUUAAAUCACUGGCCUAUAUUCUUAAUCUAAGACCUGGACAAACACGUGCUGCAGUUGUAAUAUAUGGCAACUCUGCGCGUUCUGUGAUCGGAUUCACAGACCACACCUCCCCUUCAUCUUUCUUUAGCAGAGUCGAUGCACUGCCUUUCCUUCGAGGUAGAAGACGUCUGGACAGAGCUCUAAUCGAGGGAGGAUCUCUCUUAAACACAGCUCGACCGUUGGCUGAUAAAGUCGUUAUACUUCUUACUUCGGGUCGACAGACGCAAGAGGUAGGAGCUCUACCUUUGAAUCAGGCAAUGGAAUCGAUACGAUCACAUGAUGCAAAAGUAUUCGUGGUUGCUAUCGGUCAGCGAGUGGAUGAAGCGGAGCUUAGACUAUUGAAAAGUGAGCUUUUCUUUGUACCUGGAUUCAACGUUUUGAUACGGAAUUCAACUGGUAUUGCCAAGGAUAUAAAGAAUAUAACAGAUCAAACAACAGAAAGUUCAGGUGCGGAUAUAGUUUUUCUGGUAGACUCCUCUAGUGGCGUCACCGAAGACAACUACAGGAAAGUAAAGGCUUUUGUGACUUCCUUAGCGCAACAGCUCAAAUUCGGGUUAGACAAGACGCGUGUGGGAGUGAUCCUUUACGGUGACUACGCGAGACUAGCAGCCCGCUUCAAUGUCGUUAAGAACGCAGAAAACCUUCGAAGGUUACUUGAUGGUAUUGCACGACUUCAAGGGGGUAGAAGAAUUGAUAGGGCGCUAGUAAGGGCAGCUCAGCUAUUCGGAGAGAGUAGACCGAAUGUUCGUCGAAUACUAGUGCUACUAACAAGUGGAAGACAUACAUCUAACUCCGAAAAUCCUUUCCGAGAUGCCGUGCAACGGCUGGAGACGAAAGGUGUCGACAGGUUCGUUGCCGCCAUUGGACCAAAUCCAGAUCCGGAGCUGACUGUAGUUGCGGAAAGAGAAGAUGUUAUCCGUGUACGUUCCUUCGACAGCUUGCAGUGGCAGGUCAGACAAAUUGCAAAGCACAUUCUCAAAGAAGUAACACCAACACCGACAACAACCCCGACAACAACCCCGACAACAACCCCUUCAACUGUAACGAUGAGCACAACGCCGACACCAACGAUAACACCCGGCUUCAAGGCUGACAUAAUUUUCCUGAUCGAUUCGGCGUUUGACGUCACCACUAAUAACUUCAAUACAGAGAAAGAGUUCGUUAAGGAUCUUUCAGCUGCUCUCAAUCUCUCACCAAGUGGUUCUCGCGUGGCCAUAAUUAUUUACGCCUCCUCUCCUAGUCUAAAAAUAGAGCUUGGAGCACAGAAAACGCCUGAGUCCUUGAGCCGUGGUCUCGACAGACUCACGCGUCUCACGGGAAUGCGAAGAAUGGACCGUGCCUUGGAAUUUGCAUCCGUUAACUUUGACAACAACCUUCCCAAAGCGGUGAGGAAAAUCGUCGUCCUUUUUGCGUCUGGUAAACAAACUGGAGGAGGUAAACCCUUAAGUGAGGCCGUGAAAAGUUUGCAGAAAAUCAACGCAGAAAGAUAUGUUGUAGCCAUCGGCUCUCAAGUCAGUGAAUCCGAGUUACGCCCAGUUGUUUCUAGGAGGAACGACAUCAUUCUAGUGCCUUCCUUUGAUUUGCUCACCUCCAAAGUGAAGACUGUUACUGAACAAAUUAUAAAUGGCUCAAGAUCGUCGAUUCCAUCUGAAUUUAAAUCUGACAUUCUUUUCAUUAUGGAUUCGUCAUCCCCUGUCAACCGGGACGACUUCCAGAGACAAAAAGAAGUUGUCAAGUCGAUUAUGAAAUCAUUCCACGUCACACGCGGACAAUCUCGAGCCGCUGUUAUCACGUACGGUCAGUAUUCGGAGAAGCUGUUACGUUUUAACAGCUAUCUGUCCCUGAAUCACAUGGAGAGUGUCGUAGACACAGCAACGAGUAUCGGAGGCUCGCCCCGUAUUGACGAAGUGCUAGUUGAUGCCGCUGAUGUCUUAAGAGAUGCCAAUCAAUCAAUACCCAGAAUUGUCAUUAUGUUUACAACUGUUCGCGACCUCACUGAUUCACACAAGAAAGCUAUUGACAAAGCUUCGGAGGUGAUUCACGACACGGGAGCCAGAGUGUACAUUAUAGCUGUUGGAAAGGAUAUUGAUAUUGGGAGUUUGAAAAAGGUGGCUGAUUCUCCAGUAGACGUCUUUAAAGUACAGACGUUUAAAGAUCUAAAUGAUUCAAUGGCUGAGAUGAUUUACCAGAGAGUGGAAUUACCUAAACCAGUGGUACCGAUGGAUUUUACGGGUGAUGUUAUCUUUCUUGUGGACUCUUCCUCCGAAGUAAGUCGAGAGCAAUUCAAAAAAGAGAAAUAUUUCGUUGCGUCUUUGGCCAAAGUUCUUAACCUCGGCCCUGCAAAAACCCGAGGAUCUGCGAUAACCUAUGGUAGAUAUGCGUUGGUUGGAAUCGAAUUCGACGACCAUCCAAACCCAACAGCAUUUGAGCAAGCAGUCGAUGAACUCCCCCAAAUUUCUUUCCACCGUAGAAUGGACAAGGCUUUGCGAAGAAGUGCGGAUAUAGUAAAAGUUGCCCGUGCUGACGUCCCUAAAGUCGUCCUCCUCUUGACAGCCGGACGUCAGAGCCCUCCAAGGAAUACUUUGCUUCCAUCCGUUAAAUCGCUGAAAGACCUUGGUACCAGUGUCUUUGUCAUUGGAAUAGGCUCACGGCCAGAUGGUCAAGAGUUACGCUCUAUUGUUGAGGAGCCUGGAGACGUGCUGAGGGUAUCGACAUUUGAUGACUUCUCUCCAUCGAGGACGAGACAAAUCGCGAGGCACAUAGUGAACAGAACAGAUUAUCGGACGCUAGACAUUGAUGCUGACAUCGUUUUCCUGUUGGACACCUCCGGUUUUGGGGCUCAAGGAAACUUCGUGAAAGAGAAGGACUUUGUCAAAUCCAUGGCUAAAGUCUUAAAUGUUGCUCCUGAAUUUUCAAGAGCCGCUGUAAUACUUUUUGGCACUUUUCCGGAUACGAAAGUAAAGUUUGAUGGGUACCGCACUUUGAGUGACUUCAAUGGGCUUGUAGAUAAGGCGCAGCCUUCUCGAGGUUCAAGGCGAAUCGAUCGCUCGCUAGAGGAGGCAUCAAAAGUACUAGUCGACAGAAGGCGAGGUGUACCAUAUAUUGUUGUACUCGUGACCAGUGGAAGACAAUCACAGAGUGGAAAUAGUAUUUCUUUUGAAGAUGCCGUUAAACCAUUGGACAAAAUUGGAGCUCACACGUUUGUCGUUGCGAUUGGCCAUGAUCCAGAUACAUCGAAAAACGUUUUACCCGUACCCUCCUUCAACGACCUUCACUCUCGUGUUUAUAAAAUGGCAAGACAGAUCAAGACCGCUAGUGAGCCAAAACCAGCAAAUAUCUCCGCAGAUAUCAUUUUCCUUAUGGACUCUUCAACCUCUGUUGGUCGAGAAGGCUUCGAUAAACAAAAGAGCUUUGUCAAAUCCUUAGCAAAGUACUUCAAUGUCUCACCAGGAAAAUCCAGAGCGACUGUUAUCGCCUACAAUAACACCGCUCGCACCGUUGUCAAGUUCACUGAUUAUCAGUCGGAAACAAACUUUAACGAAAGGCUUGAUAGGCAGCCGUGGGUUGGUGGUGACCGACGUAUCGACCGCGCUCUGAGGACAGCGGAAUCCCAAAUGCGACAGACACGUUCGGGAGUUCCAAAAAUCCUUAUCCUUCUCACAGCAGGCAGGCAGCCGAGAAGUCCUGAUGUUGUGCCAAUAGGAACUGCUUCCCAGCCAUUGAGAGAUAUGGGAAUCAAGAACAUUGUUGUUACGGUUGGAAACGAAGUAGAUCGCAAAGAUCUGGUUGGUAUGGUUCAAAGUUCAGACGACAUAUUCAGUGUGGCACUGUUUGAUGACCUUCGCUAUGAGGUGCAGCCAGUCGUGAAAUACACUGUUAAUUUUUUCGAAUUGCCCAUUUAUGAUAUAAAGGCAGAAGUGCUCUUCCUAUUAGACGCCUCUAAACAGACUGGGCGAGAAAACUUUGACAAACAAAAGGCGUUUAUCAAACUACUGGCUCGAUCUCUUAACGUUUCUCCCGGAAAAUCCACUGCGGCUGUGAUAGCAUACUCCUCAGAUGCAAUUAUUAACAUAGCGCUGGGUAAUUACGAUACCGUUCAAGAAUUUGAACGCAACGUGGAUAGCAUACCUUUCUUUGGAGACUCUAGAAAACUGUAUAGAGCAUUGGAAGAGGCCGCUCACUUGUUUCAAAAUGCUACAUAUUCUGAUGUUGACAGAAAGGUCAUCUUGAUAACUGGAGGGAGACAGACACCAGACGAAGAUGAGGAGCCACUAGAUAAAUUUAAGAAGUUGCUCCUUGAUUUUGGUGCCCUCCCAUUCAUUGUUGCUGUAGGGAACGACCAUGACAACCAAACACUUAGAACUGCUGUCGCAGAUCCCGGCGACAUUUUCAGAAUUCCAACUUUCAUUGAGUUGUUAUCUUCUGUAUCUUCCACUGCUGCCAGAAUAGCCAACAGGAAAGCGCCUCCGAUGAAACAAGACGAAUACAUUAUCUUUCUCUUGGACUCUUCGUCUACCGUGCAACAAGGACAGUUCCAAAGACAAAAGGACUUCAUUAAGUCUUUGGCAGAAUACUUGCAAAUUGGAAGCUCUGAUAAAACCAAGGCUGCCGUCAUCAAUUACGGAAGUGUGCCUUCAGCAAGAAUUAAAUUUGAUGAUUACACGAACCUUAAAGGCUUUGAAAGUGGUAUUGAUAGGAUCACUCCGGUUCGAGGAAGCAGACGAAUCGAUCAAGCCCUCGGUGAGGCGGCUGUCAUUCUGAGAGAUAUUGAUCAAUCGUCCAAAAAAAUUCUUCUCCUUCUGACGGCUGGGCAACAGGCUAAAGAAUCUGAUGUCACCCCUCUCGAUGUAGCUAUCGGACCAAUGCGAGACAUGAGAUCCCACAUGUACGUGGUCGCUCUUGGUAAUGAGCCGAGCACACAAGAGCUUCGUCCGUUAGUGACAAAGCUGGAGGAUAUGUUCCGUGUACCAUUUAAUUUCAUGGAACGUAUAGUACCAAGUAUUGUUGACCACAUACGUAAAGAAAAUCCAUACCCGGGGCCCACACACGAUGUCUUGUUUCUAAUGGACUCAUCCGAUGUUGGUAGGUCCGAUUUCUAUCAAGAAAUCCGCUUUGUGAGAGUUUUAGCCAGAGAAUUGAGCGUAACUCCAGCUGAAUUCCAAAUGGCGGUUGUCACUUACGGAAACAGAUUUUCCUCAGUAGUACGUUUCGGCAGUUACGAUUCUCUACGAGAAUUCGACACUGCAGUCAGCGCCAGUGUCUAUCAAGGUGGAGCAAGAAGAAUGGAUAGAGCAUUUGAAGCGGCGUCAACGAUUUUGUCAUCAAGAAACCCAGCAUCCAAGAAAACAGUAGUUCUCCUGACUGGCGGUAGGAACUCCAGGGAUGCUGAUCCGAACUCUCUUUUACGUUCAGUUCAGCCUCUGUUCAAAAUGGAAGCAACAGUUAUAGCUAUGGCAUUUGGCGAUAGAUACGAUGAGCAAGAGCUUCUCCCAACUGUGAAAAAGCCGCAAGAUAUCCGCUCAGUGCCACAGGCUUAUGAUCUCGUCCGAUACGUUAGCGAAAUUUCAAGACGCAUCAUCAACGGUCCAGUUGAGCCAAAGACACCAAAAUUGGAUGCCGAUGUCCUAUUCGUUAUGGAUUCUUCUUACGAAGUCAAUCAAGAAGAGUACAAGUCUGAGAAAGACUUCAUCAAGUCUCUUAUUCGAAGUCUGAACGUGUCGACAGAUACAUCCCGUGCGGCCCUGAUUUCCUACGGUGAUCUGGGUUCACUGAGUUCCCGUUUCAUUGGCCUUAAAAGAGUUACUGAUUUUGACAAGGUAGUUGACAAUGCUUCUUACGUUGGUGGAGAAAGAAGGAUUGACAGAGCCCUGGAAACUGUGACACAAAUUCUGAAGGAAGCAAGAGCUGGAUCUUCCAAAGUUGUGAUAUUCCUCACGGGUGGAAGGCAAGCAAGUAGCGGAAGGCGUCUUGACGAAGUGGUGGGAACGCUUCGCGAAAAUGGUGCCAAAACGUAUGUCAUUGCCAUUGGAACGAAAUCAGAUGCGCAGGAAUUCAGACCGCUCGUUGCUUCACCGGAAGAUUUGGUUACAUUACUUUCGUUUAAGGAGUUAAAUUCUCAGAUAUCAAAGGUUGCAAGUCACAUCAGUGAGAAAGCAGUUUGCUUGAGACCAGAUUAUAUCUUAGACGUCGUUUUCCUUGUGGACACAUCAACUGGGGUCGACGCUCUGCGCUUAAACGAGAAAAAGACAUUUGUCAAGUUGCUGGCUAAGUGUUUUAAUGUCUCACCUGGGAAGUCUCGGGCUUCUGUGAUCACAUUUGGUACUACCACUUCUCGUGAAAUCGAUUUUAACAGUUAUGAGAGCACACAAGCAUUUGAAGCGUUGGUAGACGGCAUGUCAUCAAUAGGCGGAGAACGCAGGAUAGAUAAGGCCCUAGAAGCUGCAGCAGAGGUCUUUAAAAACUCACUUCCCUCCGUCCCCAAAUUGGUUGUUCUUUUGACAAGUGGCCGACAACCCGCGAAUGCGCUGUCUUUCUCCGAGGCUGCAAAACCUCUGCACUCAAUGGGCGCUAUAUUUUAUGUUAUUUCCAUUGCCAAUAAUCUCGAUAAGAAGUAUUUCGAAGCACUAGUGGACCACCCAUCGCAGGUAUCCCAGGCGUUCUCUUUUGGAUCGCUGAACUAUGUUUUACCACAAGUGACACAAGGGGUGGAACAGGGUGUUACUAGCCGAAUGCAGUUGAAUGCUGACGUUAUAUUUCUGAUGGACGCCUCCACGGCAGAGAACGCAAGAUAUUUCCGAAGUCAAAAGGACCUCAUAAAAUCAAUCGUGAGGAGUAUUGGAAGUUCACCUGAUAAACUGCGUGCAAGCUUGGUCAUAUACAGUUCUUCUGCAACUGUGUUAGCAAGUCUGAAUUCUUACACUAACCUUCAGAGCUUUGAAGUAGAUGUUGACAGGGCACCAUAUCUCACAGGUCGGAGGCGAAUGGACUUGGCUCUUGCUGCCGCUGCCGGACAGCUGUCGCAAUCGAGACCAAAUGCUGCAAAGAUUGUCAUUUUGAUCACCACCGGACUACAGGCUCAAGUGGUUGGCAUGACGCCACUAGAUGAAGCAUCCAAACCCUUACACGAUGCUAACGCUAACAUAUUUGUGAUUGGCAUUGGUAAAAAACCUGAUCUCCGAGAGCUUACCAUGGUCACGAAAAAUCCUGUCGAAAUCAUUCCAACCCCAGACAACGUCAUCGUUAACAUACAUUUGUGGUUAAGACAACUUAGACAGCAGGUCAAUAAAGAAAAAGAAUCACCACUCAUAUACAAGGCAGAUCUCAUAUUUCUUGUGGACUCGUCCAACGAUGUUAACAGUGAAGUUUUCAAAGAACAGAAAGACUUCAUCAAGUCAAUCGUUGGAAAAUUCCUUAUCGCAUCGAAUCAAACCAGAGUGGCGGUGGUAAGGUAUAGCUCUAGUGCUGCAUCUGUCAUUACUUUCAGUACCUUUGAGAACCUUCUCGAUCUGGUUAGAGGUAUUGACCGCAUUCGGUACGUUGGUGGUAUACGGCGAAUGGAUGCAGCUCUCAAAGAAGCCAAUAAACUUCGAGAAACAGCUCGAUCAGACGUCCCGACCUAUGUUAUAUUUCUGACAGCUGGGCGUCAAGCACUGACAGCAGUUUCUACUCCACUCGACAGGGCUGCUCAACCAAUACUUGACUCCACCGCACGUAUGUUUGUUGUAGGCAUUGGCCCUCGUCCCGAAGAGAUGGAAUUGCGUUCCAUGGUGGAACGUAGUAGAGAUGUCUUUAGGUUCCCUUCAGAGAAAUUGCAAGAAGAAGUUCCGUUGUUUGUGAUAUACAUGGCAUCCCAAACAGGCGCACCAAUGCUGAGAGGCUUUAAAGCUGAUAUUCUGUUCCUGGUAGACUCCUCCCAAACCAUCAGCAAGAGGAAGUUCCUUAGAGAACUUGAAUUUGUCAAGGCAUUCGCUCGCAAGUUUGACAUCUCUCCGGAUAAAUCACGCGUUGGCGUUAUAACUUUUGGUAGCACACCGAUUCCCAGCAUUCGAUUCGAAGAAUACGGCAACAUAUUAUCGUUUUCAGAAGGUGUUGACGUCGUUCCUUACCAGGGAGGACAGAAACGUCUAGACAAAGCGUUGAUAUUUGCUGCAAGAGUUCUCUCUAAGGCGCGGCCGAAAGCUAUUAAACUCCUGGUAUUACUAACAGAUGGGCAGCAGCCACUUGGUUACGACCAAAAGGAGGUUUCCGUUGAUCUGCUGCAUCGAUUAGGGGUGCACAUCAAUAUCGUCGGAGCUGGAAGAAAUGUUUCGAUGCAAGAACUAAGAAAAUUGACGUUAAGUCCUGAUGACCUGUUUUACUCGAGGACGUUCGAUACUUUGAUUCUUCAGUCCCCAGUCGUUUUCAAACGCACAAUGAACGUUGUGCAAUCGCACCACCAACUUCAACACGGCCUUUUCCUAGUCGAUUCAUCAUUGUAUCGCACUAGGGGGGAGUUUGAAAGCCAGAUAAACUUCGUCAAGUCAAUAGCUAAACGUCUUCAUGUGUCCCCAACCGGAACACGCGCUGGAGUCAUUCUGUAUGGUAACGAACCCAAGCUGAGUGUAGGACUAAAUGAGUAUAGUACUCUUCCGGAACUGUACACUUUAUUGGAUAAUCUCGCCCUUGAAAGCGGUGGUCGUCAACUCCAUAAGGCGCUAAUAUUAGCCAGGGAAACUCUGCAGAAAUCUCCUCAGGAAAUACCUAAGUUCGUUGUUGUCAUCUUAGAGGGUCAACAGUACUCUUCAGGCUCAUUAUCGUUACUACGUGAUGCAGUCAGGCCUCUUCAAGCCCUCGGCGUCACUGUCUAUGUUAUUGGAAUUGGAGAAAAGCUGAACAGACAAGAACUCUACACCAUGGUACAGACCUCUCAAUACAUUAUACGGGUGCCGCGUUUUACCGAACUGUUACGUCAGAUGGAGUUCAUCGCAUAUCGCAUAGAAACGACAUUAACAGAUCCAUGUCACGAAACCCUUGAUGUGGGAUUUGUGAUCGAUGCUUCCGGUAGCGUAGGAAUGGACAGGUUUUCAAGGGAGAAGAAUUUCGUGAAGCUGGUCUCCAGGCGUUUUGCAGCAAUAUCUCCUGACACGAGACUAGGUCUUCUGGUGUUCAGUGAUACGCCAAAGCUAUCCGUCGACUUUGCUGACUAUGAAGGUAAAACGAUCGAACAAUUUCAAGCAAACGUGGCAGAAGUUGAGUUCCAAGAUGGAAGAUCAAGAAUAGACCUGGCCUUGAGGGCAGCAUCACAAGAUUUCUUCACCAAUAGACGGAGCGGAGUUCCAAGGGUUUUAAUCCUGGUCUCAGAUGGACGUCUGUCAGAAGAUCCGGGAUAUUAUCCGUUAGCUACCGCUGUAAAACCUCUGCAGGCUCAACGAGUGAGAAUCGUAGGUGUCGGUUUUGGAGACAGUGUAGACGUUGACAACUUAAAGGAGAUCACCGGAAGCAAAGAUCGUAUUCUUUUAGAUGAAGAGAUCGACGACCUCGACAGACUUCAAAUGGAGCUCGUAUCAAAAGCCUGCGAAGCCUAGAACAAAUGCUCGAAGAAGAAGCUGAGUGAGAGAGACUGGAAGGCAAUAUAUAGAGUUUUAAGUUUAGAAGAACCUCAACAUUGUAAUCUGCCUCUUACAUAGCUUGCGCGACUUAUUUAGAAGGCCAUGUAGUGUCUUAACUACAGAAACAAUUUCAAUCCUAAUUUACUUGGAUGGAGACAGAUCGUGAAUUUCCGAUAGGCUCAGAACUCUGUCUUUGUUUAAGCGCGAUAAGUUUUUCUCUUGCUAUUCUCCUCUUAUAAAACGUUAUUUUACUUUGCAAAGUUAGGAACCAUAGCGAAAAUCAUCAUUAAAGGCUUAAACGUGUCUCAGCUUGAAGAAGAAUUAAUUGAUACUUAUAUUCGACGAUUUUUUUUUUCUAUGUAGCUUCGCGGAUAUGUUCAGCAGAUUUUCUACCAAAUUUCGAGAAAUAUGCUUUGACCAUAUCGUCAAAAAGGUUGUGCUCGUUCAUACAGGUAAAGUACAGUAUUAAUAAAAGGCUUAUUUCUUGAACAACAACUUUCAUGUGGGUGCCCAAGUUUACGUUUUUUACCGACCUUGCUGUUGACCUUUAUUGGCGUUCUUGUUUUAGCUUUGGCACACUUGGAUUUAUUGUUGAAUUAAAGGUAUUUAUUGCCUUCUUGUA
Stylophora pistillata is the source of this 24286-nucleotide messenger RNA. RefSeq lists its product as uncharacterized. Gene Ontology annotation, molecular function: peptidase inhibitor activity. Lineage: Eukaryota; Metazoa; Cnidaria; Anthozoa; Scleractinia; Pocilloporidae. The record is from RefSeq and is a predicted model, not a curated record. Gene Ontology annotation, cellular component: extracellular region.